Messenger RNA from Haliotis rubra (blacklip abalone), 1171 nucleotides. Its product is annotated as multiple epidermal growth factor-like domains protein 10. The record is from RefSeq and is a predicted model, not a curated record. The transcript is spliced from 4 exons. Bases 92 to 1171 code for a protein of 359 amino acids. Lineage: Eukaryota; Metazoa; Mollusca; Gastropoda; Lepetellida; Haliotidae. Gene Ontology annotation, molecular function: scavenger receptor activity.
GAAGUUGUAAAACUCGUAGACUGGGUAUACCCAGUGGCUGACGGUCAUCAAUCAGGACACAAGACACAAGACAGGCAGGAAACAACAGUCAAUGAUGUCAGUGGAACGGCUCCUCAUCCUCCUACUUCUUUACUUUAGCCGUUGUGUUGGUUUGGCUAGAUCAGUCUCAUGCUUCACUGAUGGAUGUCGACAUGGAAACGGUGGACUAAGAUGUCAGUCAUGCUACGUUGGUUGCUAUGGAACAAACUGCACCAUCCCAUGUAAUGACAACUGUCACACAGACGGGUGUAACAAAAUCGCUGGGAAUGUUUCACAUGCAAGCCAGGGAUAUUAUGGACGAGACUGCAAUGUGUCCUGUCCGAGAAGAUGUUGGAGCAUCACAACGAUCUCUGCUAUCUGUGACCGUUAUACAGGUGCUUGUUCUGAAACCUGUGAUGGAGGAUUGACUGGUGUACACUGCAAGGAUCAAGUCUGUAAUACAGAAACCGGUCGAUGUAUCUUUGGCUGUCAGGAAACUUGGACAGGAGAGUACUGCAAGAGAACAUGUGAUACCUGCCUCAACACAAGAUGCAGCUGGACCGGAUAUUGUCUCCAUGGUUGCAAACGCGGUCUCUAUGGAGACAUGUGCGAGAAGACUUGCCCUCGAUGUUAUACUACUGGCUGUGACAGAGGAACAGGUAUAUGUGAAUCGUGCCGUCCAGGUUAUCGAGGAAGACACUGCAACCACAACUGUUCUGAAACAUGCUACAGAGGCGGGGAUGGACACAGGCACUGUGAUCGUUACAACGGGAACUGUCUGGAGGGUUGUGAAGUAGGAUGGCACGGUCAUCGUUGUUCCACUCGGUGCAGCACCUCCUGCAACUCGUCUCGUUGUUACAGUCAUGAUGGUGCCUGUGAAGAUGGUUGUAAGCCUGGUUGGCAUGGCAAACACUGUCUGACGCCAUGCAGUACCACGUGCAAGCAAUCACUGUGUGCCAGUCACGAUGACGGAUGGAGGGGGAAGAAUUGCGAACUCCGAUGUCCAAGCGGCUGUGACACAUGUGAUGAUGAUGGCGUCUGUAUGUCUAGCAUUGUGACCAACAGAGUGUCGGAUCCAGAAGAUGACUCCCACAAUGAUGCAAACAACUCAGGGUUUACUCCCACAACGCAGACCCUCCCAAAACGCAGUUAA